Molecule: messenger RNA, 1924 nt
Organism: Drosophila eugracilis
Lineage: Eukaryota; Metazoa; Arthropoda; Insecta; Diptera; Drosophilidae
Gene: emc
Product: protein extra-macrochaetae
Exons: 2
Coding region: 306-902 (198 amino acids)
Biological process (GO): circadian regulation of gene expression; negative regulation of transcription by RNA polymerase II; cell differentiation
Cellular component (GO): cytoplasm; nucleus
Molecular function (GO): protein dimerization activity; transcription regulator activity
Source: RefSeq, a predicted model, not a curated record
UCGUCGCUGCUCUGCCACUGUUAACGUUUCUGUUGAAAAACGACCGUUCGUUGAGAAAAAGAUAUAGAAAUCGACCGUGUCGACAGUUCGCUGAAAAGAUAUAGAAAUCGAAAAACACGCUGGAUUAAAGUGUUUCGCACCAAACUUCGACAGAGUGACAACAAUAAAGUGAAGUGAGCGCACAAAGCCAAAACCAAAUCAAGAAAAAAGAAAGCAAUCUUAACUGAACCUCGCAAGUAAUCCGGUACGACCGUGUAACAACCGCCAAGAUUCUACUCAAGGAGCGUAAAGCAAUCAUCUCGAGAAUGAAGUCCCUGACGGCCGUCUGCCAGACAGGUGCCUCCGGAAUGCCGGCCCUGAACGCCAGCGGGCGCAUCUCGCGCCAUCCCACGCACCGCGGCGACGGGGAGAACGCCGAGAUGAAGAUGUACUUGUCCAAGCUGAAGGACCUCGUUCCGUUCAUGCCCAAGAACCGGAAGCUCUCCAAGCUGGAGAUCAUCCAGCACGUCAUCGACUACAUCUGCGACCUGCAGACGGAGCUGGAAACACAUCCCGAGAUGGGCAACUUCGAUGCGGCGGCCGCUCUGACGGCAGUGAAUGGUCUUCAUGAGGACGAGGACAGCGACAUGGAGGAUGCCGAUGUGGAGGCGGAAUCGGAAGUGGAUCCAGAUGUCCUUGCCCAGCGCUUGGCCGCCGAACAGCCGGCGAAAGUCUCUAGUCCCGCCGCCCGUCUCCCGCUCGCCGAUCGCCAAACGCCCAACACCCUCGUGGCGCCCGCUCACCAGCAACUGCAACUGCAGCAGCACCAGCAACUGCAGCAGCAGCAACUGCAGUCACAGCAGCAGCUGUCCAACAGUUUAGCAUCGCCUCUGAACGCGGAGAAGGACAGCAGGCAGUCGUAAGGGGGAAGGAGGAAAGGCCCAGCCGGGAAACCUAUAAACUAUUAACUAAAUGCAUAAUUAAAGUACAGUCAAAACUCCACUCGCAAACCUUCGGGUGAAGAUCUCCGCAUAAGUAACGUGUAAAACUCUCAAGAAAAAGAUAAACUGCAGCCUAGCCCAGGCGCGUCUCUGCAACUCUCUUUUCCCGAGCACGGAAGGUCGGGGAAAUGAGAUCUCGCCUCUGGCCGAACAGAGUUUAGUUUAAACAUUUAAGGAUACGAAAAGAAAACACAACAACACACAACAAACACCUAGCAUUAGAGCAUCGUAAGGAAGUAAACAUUAUGAUUAAAUAUUAAAAUAUUAACUAGGAUGGCGCUUAAGAACGAAACGAGAAGAGAAGAGAAGAGAACUUGGCAAAGCUUUAAACAAUUUAAUUUUCCUUUAACGCUUGAAAUUACACUAAAGCAUAUAUUUUGUUUUCCUAAUUUUAGUUUUGUUUUGGUUUAAACUAAAAACGUAAAGAUGAAAAGAUGAAAAGAAGAAAAAGUGUUACUAAUGCAAAGCAACAGAGAUCAGCAAUAAUAAAAUUCUGCUUAAUGAGUAUAUGAUUUCCAUCUGAACGAUUUUCCUAUUAAUUUUAAUCAAUGAGAAUUUUCCUAUUAUUGAUUAGCCUCAGCCAAUCAGCCAACCAGCCAACCAGCGACAACAACAAGAAAACCAACCAACUCAGCAACACUCACAUUCAGAUUCAUUAAUUUAUAUCGAAAAGAAGAGAGAGAGGAGUUCGUUUAGUGUUUAAGUUGAGAAAGUAAUUUCCAGGCACUAAUUUUCACUCACACACACACACACACACACACCUCAUUUGUAGUUUUCCGAGUCGUUUCCUCUUUUUUUAAUCGAAUUAAUAGUAAUUACCAGAUAUACACUAAACCUAUAAAUAUACAUUAAUAUAUGUUCUGUGAUCUGUAGCAUACUUUGUACAAAGUGUUUUUUUAGCAUAAUUAUGCGAUUAAUUAUGAUUUGAUUGGUUUGAUCCGCAA